Epinephelus lanceolatus (giant grouper) is the source of this 3336-nucleotide messenger RNA. RefSeq names its product ferroportin. Lineage: Eukaryota; Metazoa; Chordata; Actinopteri; Perciformes; Serranidae. Gene Ontology annotation, biological process: iron ion transmembrane transport. Gene Ontology annotation, molecular function: iron ion transmembrane transporter activity. Gene Ontology annotation, cellular component: membrane. The record is from RefSeq and is a predicted model, not a curated record.
ACUAGCAUCCCAAUGUAGGAUACAUGGCACAAGAUACAUCGUCGAGGAACAACAGCAAGGAUUGAGUCUAACAUCAGAACAAAGUCAUCAACAACAAAGUGACCUUGAUGUCCCUCAAAGCCUCCAAGUGAUGCUGUAACCUACAGUAAUGAAACACUGUACUAUCAACAACAACAAUGGAACAAGAGUGCGACAAGUUCAACAGCUUUCUGACCUAUGAUCCUACACUAGGCAAUGUCCCAGCGAGCAGAUGCCCCCCAGUGUGGCGGGGUUGUGGUUGAGUUUGAGUCUGACAACAUCAGGGAUGCGAGAGCUCACAGAGCUAAAAGUAUACCAGGCUCAGCUCUUAUCUACCUCAAGGGUCCCAAGUUUCUCAUCUAUGUCAGUGGAGCGUUGUCAAUGUGGGGCGACCGCAUGUGGCACUUUGCAAUUUCUGUGUUCCUGAUUGAGCUGUAUGGCCGUAACCUGCUGUUGACUGCGGUGUUUGGGUUGGUAGUGGCUGGGUCAGUGCUCCUGCUAGGGGCUUUGAUUGGAGACUGGGUUGAUCGCAAUCCCAGGAAUAAAGUUGCACAUGCAUCUCUUUUCAUUCAGAACAUCUCAGUAACAAUAUGUAGCAUUGUGCUCAUGUUGGUGUUCUCAUAUAAGCAAAGGAUUGAACAGAUCUGGGAUGGAUGGCUUACUGUGGUUUGUUAUACGGUGGUGAUCAUCCUGGCAGAUGUGGCAAACCUUGCAAGCACAGCACUGACCAUUGCCAUUCAGAGGGACUGGAUUGUGGUUAUCACAGGCUACAACCGGGGUCACCUAGCUGGAAUGAAUGCAACAAUGAGGCGGAUAGAUCAGGUGACUAACAUCCUGGCCCCACUAGCAGUGGGACAGGUCAUGACCCUGGCCUCCAAUGUAGUUGGCUGUGGCUUCAUCCUGGGCUGGAACCUUGUGUCUCUCAUUGUGGAGUUCUUCUUCUUGUCACGAGUGUACCGCAUCGUCCCUGCCCUUUCAGUCAAACCACCAGUGGUGGAGGAGGAUCAGGUGUUUCUGCAGAGGAUGGAGAGGAGACCGUCACAAGGGGAAGGUAAUGUUGCACCACCUCAACCUCUGACCGAAGGUAACUGCAACACAAGCCUGAACCUCAAAGAAAUCACCAACCUGCCGCUGUGUUUCCGGAGGUUUCGCUGGCUGGUGAGCACCUGCAAGGACGGCUGGAGAGCCUACUAUCGCCAACCUGUCUUCCUGGCGGGAAUGGGUCUGGCUUUCCUCUACACCACAGUGCUGGGCUUUGACUGCAUCACCACUGGCUAUGCCUACACCCAGGGCAUAAGUGGCUCUCUCCUUAGUCUGCUGAUGGGUGUAUCAGCGAUCACAGGGCUGAUGGGCACUGUGAUGUUCACCAGACUCAGGAAGACCUAUGGUCUGGUUAACACAGGCAUCAUCUCAAGCUGCCUCCACCUUGGCUGCUUACUGCUGUGUGUUUGCUCUGUGUUUGCCCCUGGCAGCCCUAUGGAUCUUAGCUUGCUGAUGCCCUACAUUACCUCCAACUCCUCCACUGAGCUUGGGAUGGCAAGCCAAAGGCAAAAACACACUUAUCCACUGAGGGGAGGCGGCAAUCAGCCACUGCUACCCGACCGCUCCUCCAUCCACUGGACCAACAAUACUGUGCUCUUUGACAACGUGCCCUCUGACACAGCGCCGGAUUCUUACAUCUCCAUUAUCCUUCUGUUCUUGGGGGUCAUCACAGCACGAAUCGGUCUCUGGUCCUUUGACCUGACGGUGACCCAGCUCCUGCAGGAGAACAUCUGUGAGUCAGAGAGGGGUGUGGUAAAUGGGGUGCAGAGCUCUAUGAACUACCUGAUGGAUCUGCUUCACUUCAUCAUGGUGAUCUCCGCUCCGCAGCCACAGCACUUUGGCAUCCUGGUUAUCAUUUCUGUAUUAUUCAUCACCACCGGGCACACUAUGUACUUUCUGUACGCACACAAAGCCAAGAGAAAACACCGCCUUGACACAUAAGGAGCAGUCAUGGCCCAAACAUCCAGGCAUGGGAUGCUUACCAGCACUGACUCCACUCUGCACCUGUGAAAUGAAUGUCUCCCUCCAGUUCCUUCAGCAAUCAUAUUGCAACACUCCACUCCCGACUUAGCCAUUCAUUUCAGCACAACACAGCAAGUGCCUGUCCCACCUCGGUUGCUUUCUUCCUGCAGGGCCAUGUGCCGUAGCAGCAACAACAAGAACUCAGGUGAAAUAGAGUGGGAGACACGCUCUCCCUUCGUGUACAUAAGUUGAGGUGGCUACAAUAACUGCAGCAAUGGCACCUCCAGGGGAAAUGUCCUAAUCUAAUGUACAACAGGACAUGAAGGUAGGAGCUAAGGCACCAGACAUGCCUUUGCAAACCCUGUAGGAUUACUGCAAGACUUUCAUCAAACAAGCCUGUUAACUUACAUAGCUUUUUGGAUGGGAGGGUGGAUGGAUGGAGAGCUUUUUCUAACCUUCACUCAGUAAAGAACUGGUGUUGUGAGGAAAACUUAACAGUGACACAUGAAAAUGCAAACAAGACGAGACGGUACUUCUACAAGUGGCAUCGAUGUUACUGAUCCGUCCACUUGGAAAUAUUCCAGGAUGUCCAAAAAGGAACAUAAAGGGAACUUGAUGUGAGAUUGUUUGAUUAAAAAUAAAGCAGAAAGGCAGCCCCCCUUUUAAUGGACAUAAGUGAAAGGACAAAGUAUUUCCUUCCCCUGGUUUGUUUCUCUGUGGAUGAAUCAAGCAAACAUUUGCCUUUCUCUUAUGCAUGUAAACCUGAUUAAUGGAUUACAACAACAAAAAAUUAUCACAUCACGUCAUGUACUUUAGUCAAACUUUAAUACAAACUAUUUUAUUCUAAUUGCUUGUGUACUUCGAUAAAUAAAAAUAGUUUCCAAACUUUCUUUCCUUCCCAUAUAAAGAGUGAUAUUAAUAGUUUUAUAGAAAUCCAAAAGGAAAGCAAUCUUCAUUUUGUGCCAUGUUUGAAAUCAGUGAUAGCUAUAUGUUAAUGGCAAAUGUUGCUAUUUGCAGUUUUGUAUUAGACUUUGCUUCAUUCUUUUGUAGUUCUGACGAACUAAACAUUACCUUACCUCAACUAAGAAGAAGCCCACUGUUGGGAAUAAGACGUGGGAAUUACUCUCAGCUACUGUAUGUUUUCAUAUCUCCUUCAUGUACAGUGGAAAUAACAUCAAAGUUUAACCUUCUGUCACACAACCAGCAACACAUCUCAAUAUAUUUGUAUAAUUUCCCUGUGAACUCUCUGUAUUGUAUGUUGUUCUUAUUUUUCAGACUGAUAAUUAUGAUAAUAAUAAAGAUGACUGAAGAUGA